This is a messenger RNA of Paramecium sonneborni, 335 nucleotides long. The record is from the annotation of a GenBank genome assembly. Lineage: Eukaryota; Ciliophora; Oligohymenophorea; Peniculida; Parameciidae.
AUGAUUAAUCUAGAUGAAAAUUCUCGCUUAAUUUUUCUCUAAGAAAUAGAUUAAAACUCCAAUAAUAAACCUUCUUAGAAAUAAAAAAAUAAAAAGAAUGGAAUGAAGGUUGUUUUAGAUAUUUUAAAUAAUUUUCUAUGUGUAUUAGUGUAUUGUUUUGCAUUUGGAAAUCCUAAAGAGCUUGGAUAACCUUUUGACAUUGAUAGUAUCUAAUAAUAAAAUAUGAAGAUUCUCCUUUUGGUGCAGGUACAGGAAAAGAAGAGUAUAAAUUUGCAUAUUUUGUUAAUCCAGAUAAUGAUAGUUCUUAUAUAGAACUUUAUGUCUCCUCAAGUUGA